AAUCUAGGGUUUCGUUUCGUGGUACUGAACCGGUGAUCCGACGUCGUAAUGGCGUCUCCACAGUCGGAACCCUUCGGGAGGACGCCGAGUUCCGGCAGAGCUCUCUCAAUAACUCCGGGCUCUAGGAUUUUGCAGAGCCCUGGCCCCGUAAGUGAUGAAACGAUCUGGAAGCACCUUAAAGAAGCCGGCUUUGACGAAGAAUCGAUUAAGCGGAGGGACAAGGCGGCGCUCAUCACGUAUAUUGCGAAGCUUGAAGCCGAGAUUUUCGACCACCAACACCACAUGGGCCUUCUCAUAUUGGAAAGAAAGGAGUUGGCAUCCAAUUAUGAUCAAAUUAAAGCCUCUGCCGAGACAGCUGAACUUCUGCAUAAGCGUGAUCAAGCUGCACAUUUAUCUGCUUUGGCUGAUGCAAGGAAACGGGAGGAGUGCCUAAAAAAGACAGUAGGGGUCAAGGAAGAGUGUAUAGCUAGUAUUGAGAAGGCGAUGCAUGAGCUGCGUGCAGAAUCUGCUGAAACAAAGGUUGCAGCUGACUGUAAAUUGGCUGAAGCACGAAAUAUGGUGGAGGAGGCUCAGAAGAAAUUCACUGAUGCUGAGGGAAAGCUGCAUGCAGCAGAAUCUUUGCAAGCAGAAGCUUGUCGCUUUCACCAUAUAGCUGAAAGAAAGAUGCAAGAAGUCGAAGCUCGUGAAGAUGAUCUUAGGAGGAACAUUCUGGCCUUCAAGACGGAUUGCGAAACAAAAGAGAAAGAGAUAAGCCUUGAGAGACAAUCUUUAAGUGAAAGGCAGAAAUCCAUGCAGCAAGAACAAGACAGAUUACUUGAUGCACAAGCUCUGCUUAACCAAAGGGAGGAUUUCAUAUUUGGUCGAUCUCAGGAACUGAAUCGACUUGAAAAAGAGUUAGAAGACGUAAAAGCAAAUAUUGAGAAGGAGCGUAGAGCCCUAAAUGAUGGGAAAUUGAAUCUGGAUCUGACUGAGGCUUCCCUUGUUAAUAGAGAGGAGGCUUUGACUGGAAGAGAAGCUCUUUUGAACAAAAAAGAGCAAGAGAUACUUGCUUUGCAGGAAAAACUUGUGAGCAAGGAAUCUGAUGUGAUUAAGAAAGCCAUAGCAAGUCACGAAGCUGAUUUGAGGAAAAAGAAAUCUGAAUUUGAAACGGAGCUGGACAUCAAGCGGAAAUCAUUCGAAGAUGAAAUUGAGGCCAAGAGACGGGCUUGGGAGUUGAGGGAGGUGGAUCUCAAUCAACGGGAUGACCUACUGCGUGAAAGGGAGCAUGAAUUGGAAGUUCAAUUGAGGGCAUUGGUGGAUAGGGAGAAAGAAGUGACAGGCAUGUCAAGUCUUGUUGGCGAGAAAGAAAAAACUUUAAGAGAGGCUGAGAAGGAGUUUGAGAUGAAUAGUGGUAUUUUGCAAAGAGAAAAGGAAGAAAUUAUCAAAAUGAAGCUAGAACUUCAAAGCUCCUUGGAUUCACUUGAAGAAAAAAGGAAACAACUUGAUUGUGCUAGGGAGAGGUUUGAGCUUUUGAAAUCUGAAACAAGUGAGCUAUCGGAUCUUGAGAUGAAGCUUAAAGAAGAAAUAGAUUUAAUCAGGGCUCAAAAGCUAGAGUUGAUGGCGGAGGCAGAUGAAUUGGCUAUAGAGAAAGCCAAGUUUGAAUCUGAGUGGGAAUUGAUUGAUGAAAAGAGAGAAGAACUGCGUAAGGAAGCGGAGCGUGUAUCAGAGGAGAGGUUGGCGUUCUCAAAAUUUAUCAAGGAUGAGCAUGACAACCUGAGGCGGGAGAAGGAUGAAAUGCGAGAUCAGCACAAACGGGAUGUGGAAUCACUUGUUAGUGAGCGGGAGGACUUCAUGAGUAAGAUGGUCCAUGAGCGUACUGAGUGGUUCAGUAAGAUGCAGAAGGAGCGUGAAGAUUUCUUACUGGAAAUUGAGAUACGGAAGGGAGAGUUGGAGAACUGUAUAGAUAAAAAACAUGAAGAGUUGGAAUGUUCAUUGAAGGAAAAGGAGACUGCCUUUGAGCAAGAAAAGAAAAAUGAAGUUCAAAAUAUCAGCUCCCUUAAGGAAGAAGCAGCAAAAGAGAGAGAGCAGGUUGCUCUAGAAAGGAAAAAGCUCGAGUCUGAGAGAAUAGAGAUAAAUUUGGAUCGUGAGCGAAGGGAUCGUGAAUGGGCAGAGCUAAAUAAUUCGAUUGAGGAACUGAAGGUUCAGAGGGAGAAACUAAAAGAACAGAGGGAAUUAUUGCAUGCUGAUAGAGAAGAGAUUCUUGGUCAUAUCCAACACCUGAAGGAACUGGAACAUUUGAAGGCUGCUUUAGAUAGUGCAUCUGUGGCUGAGAUGCAACAAUCUAAUUUGGGGCCUCGCAGCCGGAAAACUUCUAGACGAUAUUUGAAGCAGACAACUUCUGUACGAGACACCGAUGUUAAUUCACAUCAUGAAGUAAACGCUGCCAACAUUAGCAACCCAUCCAUGCUAAAGACAGGGUUGUCUCCUUCCAGUUCUGCUCGUUUCUCGUGGUUAAGACGUUGCACGGAAUUGUUCUCUAAAAACUCUUCUGAGAAGCAACAAUUGGAAUUUGAAGAAAGCCAUGAGAUUUCUCAGGGAAAAACAAACUUGACGGUAACUGAACAGGUAGAAACAUCAAGUAAAUAUGAUGGGCAUGGGCACAUGGGAAAUGGCAGUUCACCUGCAUUUUCCAGCAAGAGACAGAGUGCAUUGGGUGGACCAACGGUUAUUGUUGAAGUUCCCUUUGUUGGUGACAUUGCAAAUGGAACAAAGGAUUCUGAAAUUAAGGAAGUUGAUGGUGAAAGUUGUGACCCUGUAGUCUCUGAACAAGUCUUCAAGGGAGGAAGAAAAAGAAGAGUGGACAAAUCAUCAUCCAAUGGCUGUUUUGAUCCAGUACUUGAGCCUAGGCAGAAUGUUAAGAAAAGGAGGCAACAGCAGGAUGCCAUUGUGAACUCCUCAGAACAUGCCAUUAGCCACUGUGUUGCAUCAACUCAGGAAAAAGUGCUAGAGGAUCAGCAUGUAUCAGUGCUAUCUGAUCAAUUUCGUGAAGGUGCUGAAGAGGGUAGUGUUUUAAUAGUAGAUAAAGUCACAAAGGUUACUGAAGUGAUUUUUGAGGAGAGUGUAACUGGCACUCUUUCCCAUGAAGACAAAUUCGAGGCACAGAAUUCUGUCGUGGAAACACACCAUGUAAAGAAUGGUGUCUUACCUUGUGACACUAGGGCUCAGUAAAAGAGAUACAAGAAUUGAACUUGGGGGAUGCUGGACAAGUUGUUGACCACUGCCAGAUUCAAGAGGAAGAUAACCAAAAAGAAUUUGCAGUCCGAGUGAGAUGAUAUUGGAAAAGUGUGUACAGAAGCUUAGAUAUGAAGAGACAAAUCAGAAGGCUUACAUAGUAAAAAGAGAGUAGUGGUAGAACUUUGGUUGUUGAUAGUGUACUGUAGUUUGUUUCCUGGAUGGUGAAAUAGAUGCAGACAGCGUACUUUUCGUGCCACCCCUACUGGUUAUCGCUUUUUGAAUUUCAUUAAGGUGCGUGUAAGUAAUGCGAAGUGGUUCUUGCUGAUUGGAUCUAGUUUGGAGUGGGACAAUUUGUGAAUGUUUGGUUCGUCCGGUAUGAUAUUCGUUUCCCUUUUGUUUUCCUUUUGGUGUUGGUGCGUCAAGGGAGACGUGGAGUUUAGUGUGGCAUGUCAUUUGUAAGAUAUAGGACCUUAUUUUGUUUGAUGAUCAAGGGAUUUGUCUGGUUGUUGCUGCUACACUUCGAGAGGGCAACUAUAUUUUAAGUUGCAGUACCAUUUGUAAACAGUAUGUGAUUUGCCAAGCGUUAAUUAAUCUUAGUUGAGUAAGUUAAUUAUCGUAGCA
Molecule: messenger RNA, 3834 nt
Organism: Pyrus x bretschneideri (Chinese white pear)
Lineage: Eukaryota; Viridiplantae; Streptophyta; Magnoliopsida; Rosales; Rosaceae
Product: protein CROWDED NUCLEI 4-like
Exons: 8
Coding region: 49-3207 (1052 amino acids)
Biological process (GO): nucleus organization
Cellular component (GO): nucleus
Source: RefSeq, a predicted model, not a curated record